AUGCGUUCAUAUCUGAUCGCUCUCCUCCUUGCUGGAAUCGCCUCCAUCACAUCCGCCAGCCCGAUCUUUGCCGGCUGCUCAGUCGGGACGACCACGAACAUCGUUGCUCCCUUUGUUGCGACCAGUGAUCUGGACUGUCAGGUCACGCGGCUGGUUGGGUCAUACGUGUAUCGUGGUUGCUCCAGCGCGCUCCUCACCGCCUACAUAGGACUCAUCACCACCACCGAGAUCAACGUCGAAACUUGCUUUAACGCAUGCGGAGCGAAAGGCCUCCCCUUUGCUGCCAUGUUACGCUGGACUGGAAACCCCUCGACCUACUGCCGCUGCUUUUCGGGAUUCACCGGAACGUUCAAUACCGGCUCUUGCGUCUCUAGCUCGCAGUUCAUCUUCUACCGUACCCCUGGCGCCACGGUAUCUGGGAACUACCGGCGGCGUGCGGUCGGGCAGGGUCCGCUGGCUAUUGCUAGGGUGUGUCCUUCCGGAUUUGAGGCGUGUUUGGCCGCUGCUGGAAGCGACGGAUACGAAUGCGUGGAUACCGCGACUGAGCUCGAAUCGUGUGGAGGCUGUGACAACGGUUUGAACCUCGUUGCCUGGGGCGGCGCUCAAGGGUGUCGCGUGCAGUGGCGGUCGGUGCGAGGUGUUUGCGUGUAA
This is a messenger RNA of Dioszegia hungarica, 651 nucleotides long. RefSeq lists its product as uncharacterized. Bases 1 to 651 code for a protein of 216 amino acids. The transcript has 4 exons. Lineage: Eukaryota; Fungi; Basidiomycota; Tremellomycetes; Tremellales; Bulleribasidiaceae. The record is from RefSeq and is a predicted model, not a curated record.